Molecule: messenger RNA, 510 nt
Organism: Solanum dulcamara
Lineage: Eukaryota; Viridiplantae; Streptophyta; Magnoliopsida; Solanales; Solanaceae
Exons: 2
Coding region: 1-510 (169 amino acids)
Source: RefSeq, a predicted model, not a curated record
AUGACAGCACAGGGUGUCCAACAGGAAGCAGGUCGACAUGAUGACCCAGAUGCUUCUAGAGUUCAUGAGUUCUUAAGAAUGAAUCCACCAGAGUUUGCUGGGAUCCAGAGAACGUUAUGUAUAAGUUGUAGAAGGUGUUUCAGGUUAUGCACAUUACUGAUGCAGAGCGUGUUGAGUUGGCUGCCUAUCAGCUCAAGGGAUGGACUUGUUCGUGUCAGGACUCUUCUGUCUAUCGGUAAAGAGGGUAAGGCCGCUAUGCUGAUUGGAGAUAUAGAUAUAGUUAGACUGAUGAUUCAUGUGCAGCAAAUGAAGGAAGAUAAACUGAAGAAGAGGGAAGAGUUUCACAAUAAGAGGGCUAAGACAUCAAACCAUGAGUUUUGCAAAAAAGGGAGUGGAAAUGGUAACCACCCAUCUUUUCAGCAGAGGUCUUCUAGACUUGCACCAUCGUCAGCCAGUGUGCCCACACCUAGAAACAAGAAUGAUCAGAUUCCUCAGAAUUUUAGAACAUAG